Molecule: messenger RNA, 1007 nt
Organism: Varanus komodoensis (Komodo dragon)
Lineage: Eukaryota; Metazoa; Chordata; Lepidosauria; Squamata; Varanidae
Product: BLOC-1-related complex subunit 6-like
Exons: 1
Coding region: 274-759 (161 amino acids)
Biological process (GO): lysosome localization
Cellular component (GO): BORC complex
Source: RefSeq, a predicted model, not a curated record
CGCUGGGCUUUCUAGGUCUCCUUCCGAAACACGCACAUGUGGGAGUAAACUACUGAAUGCGGUGGGAUUUGCUUCUGAGUAAACCAGGCUAGGACCGCGUUGUUAGGCCGCACUCUCCAAUCAGAAGACUCAAAACACUCGCCCCACCCCCAUUGUUUGCGUGCCUCCAGAGCAGGAAAUACCGCACAAAACGGAAAGUGGCGGGGGGCAGUGUGUGGCUGAGACUGCAACGCCUCGAACGGUCCGCGGAAGUUCUUCGCAAGGAGCCCGAGUAUGGCGGAAGAGGCGGCGGCGGCAGUAGUAGUUGCUCCCCGCAGCUCCGAGCACAGCGCGUUGGAGCUCGAGGGCACAGUACGAUGGGAAGGGCCCCUCACCCACUUUGUGACCAAUAACCUGGAACAGCAGAUCCGGCUCAGCGCCUCGUCGGCAUCCGGCUGCGCGAUCCCCGCCGUGGACGCGAAGGCUCUGCAGGACUUGACGGCCGUGGCCGUCCAGGUGGCGGCGCAGGUGGACGAGCUGUUGCGGAGCGUGCACGGAGCCCUGCAGGGCCUGACAGCUCUUAGCGUGGGCUGCAUCCAGACCUACCGGGACGGCGUCGAGAGUCUGGGGGAGGCCGUGGAUGCGAGCAUCCGGUCCAUGUACACGCUGAUGGCCCGCUGCGAGGAACUGGACAGGGAAAUGCAGCCCGUGCUGACCCUGGCCCGGCGAAUCCGGGACAUGAAGAGCGCGCUGGAGAGACUCGAGGCGUUCUGCAAAUAGGCGGCCGCUUCCCUGGGCUACUCACCCCUUCCCCCAUCUCCGAGAGCCUUUUGCUUGUUGCUAAACAAAGUAAGCCGGCCUUUAGACCGCGCCUCUUUAUCCCCCAUGCUGAACGAUCGUUCUUCCAAAGCACUUUGUUCUUCUCGAUAUUGAUCUCAGGACGUCCAAUUGCUUCUUUUUAGCCACCUUUUAAAAAAUGGUAUGCAAAAUCCAUUGUGCCAUUUAAUAAAUCAACUCAUCCCUUCUUA